AUGGCGGUUGGACGUGAAUCCUGGUAUCCUCUUGCCUCCUCUUCUCUCGAGCCUUCGGCCCGCGCCUGCGCCGCGCUGUUCUGCGCUGUUGUCUUCUUCGCAGCGCGUGCGCAGCCCGUCUUCGGCGACGGUUAUGGCUAUCCGCAUCUGAAGGAGCAGUGGGAAUUCCAGAUGCAGCUCGUGUCCACCGGUGCGACCAACGUCGUGCUGCUCCUUGGCGUCUUUCGCAGCUGGCAAGUAGGAUGCCCCAUUGACGCGCUCGUCGGAUUCUGCUCCAUGAUGACCUCCGUCGUCUACCACACUCUGCAAACUCUGGAGGGCAACAAUCCAGGCGUGUACGGCAAAGCGUUUUUCCUUGGAGGCACAGAAAGCGACUGGCACCGAGCGGACAACAUCUUCGCUAUUGCAUGCUUCACGUCCUUCUUCUCGAUGCCGCUCCAGCUCGUCAGCCCCGUCUGGGUGACCAUGAGCAGGAUGGUUCCGCUCUCUGUGGCCAUCACGACGCAGUGUCUUCGUCCGUGGAACUUCGCGUACACGCUCUUCCCGAUUGUCUUUUUCUCUGUUGGCUUCUUGGUCCUGAUUGGCGCGAGCGGCAUGAAGCCGCAUCUUCAGCGAAGGGAGUGUCUGUACAGCGGAAUCACGUUUCUGCUGGCUGUCAUUUUUUUCUUCCUCGGCAUGGACGACGAGAACGACUAUCUGAGGAUCAAACACGGCUUUUGGCACAUCUUCAUCGGCCUGUUCGUCUACUACUGGACGGGGGCCUGCAACCCGCCGCACGUGGUUCAAGCCCGCAAGCGACUUCUCUAUGCCACGGCGCACGACGCUACGAUUUUGCUGGGCGAGGAGAAACUGCGGCACGGGAAAACGAAGACGGGGGAGCCGCAGAUCGCGCCAAACCCCGCCACCGAGGCCGCCGUACAGAUGGCGAAGAUCGCGUAA
Besnoitia besnoiti is the source of this 939-nucleotide messenger RNA. RefSeq lists its product as uncharacterized. The transcript has 7 exons. NCBI's taxonomy places the organism in Eukaryota, Apicomplexa, Conoidasida, Eucoccidiorida, Sarcocystidae. The record is from RefSeq and is a predicted model, not a curated record. Gene Ontology annotation, cellular component: membrane. The coding region runs from base 1 to 939 and encodes 312 amino acids.